This is a messenger RNA of Vanderwaltozyma polyspora DSM 70294, 1803 nucleotides long. RefSeq names its product Rtg2p (gene RTG2). Bases 1 to 1803 code for a protein of 600 amino acids. The record is from RefSeq and is a predicted model, not a curated record. NCBI's taxonomy places the organism in Eukaryota, Fungi, Ascomycota, Saccharomycetes, Saccharomycetales, Saccharomycetaceae. Gene Ontology annotation, biological process: regulation of transcription by RNA polymerase II. The transcript has a single exon.
AUGUCUGCGAUAUUGGACAUUACUGAUAAUGAAACCGAGGUUGUGUCAAGAAAUUUAAUUGGUGUGGUAGAUAUUGGUUCUAACGGUGUUAGGUUUAGUAUCUCUUCGAAAGCUGCCCAUCAUGCUAGAAUAAUGCCAUGCGUCUUUAAAGACAGAGUUGGUGUAUCUUUGAUCGAUGUACAGUAUGCUCCUAAUUCGUUAACUAAAGGACCUAUUCCUCCGGAGACAAUAAAUGAUAUAUGUGCAGCAAUGAAAAGAUUUAAAUUGAUCUGUGAAGAUUUUGGUGUACCAGAAAAAAGUGUAAGAAUGGUAGCAACUGAAGCUACCCGGGAAGCUAUUAAUUCUCAAGAAUUUAUUGAUGCAAUUUAUGAUUCCACUGGAUGGGCAGUUGAAAUUUUAACUAGAGAAGAAGAAGGUAGAAUCGGUGCUUUAGGGGUUAUUUCAUCUUUCAAUAAAGUAAAUGGUUUGUAUAUGGAUUUGGGUGGUGGAAGUACCCAAUUAUCUUGGAUCAAAGCUGUGGAUGGGGAAAUUAAACAAUCAUCGACACCAAUAUCUUUCCCUUAUGGUACAGUAGCCCUUACCAGGAGAUUAGCACAUCAAGAUAAGAAGAAAAUAUUCAUGGAAAUAAAAGAGGCAUAUGUUAAUGCAAUUCAAAAAAUUGAUAUUCCCCAGGAUAUGAUAGAUGAAGCCAAACAAAAGGGUGGGUUUGAUUUAUUUACUUGUGGCGGUGGUCUAAGAGGAAUUGGUCAUUUGUUACUAUCAGAAAUUAAGGAUUAUCCGGUUCAAACGAUCAUCAAUGGCUUUUCUAGUUCAUAUGAAGAAUUUUCAUCAAUGUGUGAUUAUUUGAUGUUAAAGGGAAGAGUUCCAGGUAAGAAGGAUCAUAAAAUAUUUAAAGUUUCAGAGAGAAGAGCAGCUCAACUGCCAGCAGUUGGUUUAUUAAUGAGUGCUAUUUUCGAGUCAUUACCGAAGAUUAGAACGGUUCAUUUCAGUGAAGGUGGUGUCAGAGAAGGUACAGUUUUUUCUAUGUUGCCUAGAGAAAUUCGCUCACAAGAUCCACUAAUUAUUGCAUCAAGGCCUUACGCACCACUACUGGCAAAUAAAUAUCUUCAUUUGCUGAGAACAGCAAUCCCUUCACAUGAUAUUCCAACAAUCGUAUGGAAUAGAAUCGCACCGGCAUUAUGUAAUCUUGCAUUUGUUCAUGCUUCUUAUCCAAAGGAACUCCAGCCUACUGCUGCAUUACACGUUGCCACAUCAGGUAUAAUAUCUGGAUGUCAUGGUUUAUCACACAGAUCCAGAGCUCUAAUCGGUAUUGCACUAUGUAACAGGUGGGGAGGUGAUAUUCCAGAACCAGAAGAACAAUAUAUGCGUUCAUUAGAAGAAAUAGUGCUGCGGGACACAAAUAAAUAUGAAAGAAAAAGGAUUAUAUGGUGGACUAAAUACAUUGGUACCAUCAUGUUUGUUAUAUGUGGUGUUCAUCCAGGUGGUAACAUCAGAGAUGGGUUCUUAAAUUUCAAAAUAUUGGAAAGAGAUGAUACUAAUGAAAAAUUCAAGGAACUAACGAUUGAUGAAAAACUUGUUUCUUCUAACUCUACAGUAACUAACACGGCUUCUAAUGCAACUCGUGAUAACAAUUAUGAAUUUGAGAUUGUAGUCCAAAUUAGUAAAGACGAUUUGAAGACAAGUGCUUCAGUUCGUUCUAGAAUCAUAACUUUACAAAAAAAGAUUAGAAAACUUUCAAGAGGAAGUUCGGAAAAAGUUAGAGUCGGUGUCCAAUUCACUGAAGAGCAGCAAACUCAAUCAUGA